Prorocentrum cordatum is the source of this 744-nucleotide messenger RNA. The record is from the annotation of a GenBank genome assembly. Lineage: Eukaryota; Dinophyceae; Prorocentrales; Prorocentraceae.
AUGGAGGAGCUCGGGCUCCGCGCUCCCGGGCAGUGCCUGCUGGAGGGCGGGCACGACGUCUGGUUCCUGAACCCGCAGGAGGUAAAGGCCCGCGUGCCCCUGGCCGAGCACCUCAGCUGGUGGCUGGGCACCGCCCCGAACUCCGACGGGGUCCUGGAGCUCCUGUACGGUUUCUUCCGCUACUUCUCGCUCGAGUUCAACCUGUACGAGGAGGUGGUCUCGAUCCGGCUGCCCGAGGCGAGGGUCAAGAAGACGGAGCACUUCAGCAGUAUGGAGGACGACGGGGAGGCGGAGGGCGACGACGCUGCCGACGAGGCCGGCGCCCUGGAGGUGGACGGCGACGACGUGGCCGACGAGGCGGCACAGGACGCCGACGACGCCGAGCUGCCGGCAGAGGAGCUCGGCUCCCACGGCCCCGACAGCCCCGAGGAGCCGCGGGCCGACGAGCGGCCCCCGAAGCAGACCUUCUACGCGGCCCCCGCCGGGUCUGCGGUGUGCGGAGAUGCUGGCUCGCCCGGUGCUGCUGGCGCCGCUCGGACUGACUCGCCGCGGCUUCCACCGGACAGCUUCGUGGGCACCGUGCGCUCGUUCAGCGCCGAGAGCGGGUUCGGCUUCAUCGAGUGCGAGGCGACUUUUGAGACGUACCAGCGGGACGUGUUCUUGCACCAGAAACAGUUGGGCCAGUGCGUGGUGGGCGACACUGUGUCUUUCUGUGUGGAGGUCAACACGAAGAAGCAGCCCCAG